Messenger RNA from Ceratosolen solmsi marchali, 2657 nucleotides. Its product is annotated as peroxidase. Bases 42 to 2657 code for a protein of 871 amino acids. The transcript is spliced from 6 exons. The record is from RefSeq and is a predicted model, not a curated record. NCBI's taxonomy places the organism in Eukaryota, Metazoa, Arthropoda, Insecta, Hymenoptera, Agaonidae. Gene Ontology annotation, biological process: response to oxidative stress. Gene Ontology annotation, molecular function: heme binding; peroxidase activity.
GAUAUUAUUAUCAGUUGUGAAAAGGACUUAGUUUUUGGAUAAUGCGGCAACCUACGGAAAGAACAUUAUUGACGUUGGGAAAGGGGCAACAAGGCCAUAUUGAAUUCGCCAGUGCUUUACGCAGACGGAAAAAUAGAAUCAGGCAGUUUCAAUGUUGCGUUUGUGCUACCUUUAUAGCCACCUUCAUAAUGGCAUUAGUAGUAACGAUUAGUUACUCGGCAAGUCAUCCAGAUAUCUUUCCUCCGGAAAUCAAUGUAUCGCAAUUGGAUAGGGCGCAGGAAAUGUCUACGGGUCGCUUAAAAUUGUCGGGUCAUAUUUUCGCGCCGUUGAUUCCAUCUUUAAAUCAAACUAUUGUGAUGACUUUGAGUGAAUCGGAGCAGGCGGCGGCCAUAAAGGCUGGGAACGAUGCAAUCGCCGUUCGACGUUUGGCCGAUUCUUUAACCAAGCCCUUGCCAUCGCCUUCGCCCAAUUCACGUCAUCAGUACGCCAUGAGUACAAGUCAACGAGCAGAUCAUCUAGCACUUGUUGGGGUGGCGGAACUUGCAGCCACCAAGAAAGUCGAGAGCGCCAGGUCGUUCAUGGGCAAGCCAACAAGUUUUGGAAGUAUUUUAGAUGCUGGAUGGGCGCCGAAGGACGUCUGUAUGGCCUACUCGAAUAUUAAGUGUCCAUCCUAUGCGUCUAUGUAUAGAACUUUUGAUGGUUCGUGCAAUCAUCCGCUGCAGCUAGGAAGGGCAUUUACGCCUUACAGUAGAGUAUUACCACCAGAUUACGCGGACGGGAUUGAGAUUCCGAGGGUCAGCCUAUUUGGUAAUCCAUUGCCUUCUGCCAGAAAGAUAAGCCUUCAAGUACAUCCACCGUCGCCAAGCAUAAACCCUUCGUUUACUGUGAUGCUUGCAGUAUUCGGACAAUUUUUGGACCACGACAUAACAGCUACGGCGAUCAGUCAAGGCACGAACGGAAGUUCGUUAUCUUGUUGCCCACCAAGCGGUGAUCAUCCAGAGUGCUUUCCGGUUAAAGUGGGUCCGGGUGAUCCGGUGUACGACAUUGCGGGAAGCUCGUGCAUGGAAUUCGUCAGGUCAGCGCCAGCAGCGCUGUGCACAAUCGGUCCUAGGCAGCAGCUAAAUCAGGUGACAGCAUUCAUUGAUGGCUCGGUGAUUUAUGGCUCCGACGUGGAUACGGCAAAAUCACUGCGUGAAUUUUCCGGAGGACGUUUGCGGAUGCAGAUAACUCCAGAUAAAAGAUCGCUGCUCCCAGCAAGUAGAAAUGCAAAUGAUGGAUGCAAUAGACAAACUGAAUUUGUUCGCGGUCGGUAUUGUUUUGCUACAGGUGAUGCUAGGGCCAAUGAAAAUUUACAUUUGACAACUAUGCAUCUUCUUUGGGCAAGACAGCACAACGUAUUGGCCAACGAACUCACGAAACUCAAUCCUAUGUGGAAUGAUGAAAAGAUUUACCAAGAAUCAAGAAGAAUCGUGGGUGCCCAGUUACAACACAUCACUUAUAAUGAAUUUUUACCCAUUGUGUUGGGCGAGACUGAGAUUAGUAGGCGAAAUUUAAAACCACUCAGCAAAGGAUUCAAGUUGUUAAAUAAUAACAGCGAUGUCAAUCCAGCGAUCGCUAAUCACUUCGCUUCAGCCGCUUUUAGAUUUGCACACACUCUGUUACCAGGAUUAAUGAAAGUCACCGACAAACAAAAAGGAACAUUUUCUUAUAUUCAGUUACACAAGAUACUUUUCAAUCCAUACAGUUUAUAUAAUGAAGGUGGUGUAGAAAAUUCUGUAUCAACUGCAACGUCAAAUCUUAUACAAAAGACAUCCACUCAUGUAACUUCACAAUUAACCAAACAUCUUUUUCAAGAUAAAAUGGUCAAUCAAACACUUCCAUGUGGACUCGAUCUUGUGUCAUUGAAUAUUCAACGAGGUAGAGAUCAUGGUUUACCUGGUUUUACCAAAUGGAGAGAAUAUUGCGGACUUCGUAAAAUAUUAAAUUUUGAAGAUUUGAAAGAGGAAAUGGAUGUGGAAGCAUUAGAUGAAAUCUCUAAACUUUAUAAUAAUGUAGACGAUAUAGAUUUAUAUACAGGUGCUUUAGCGGAGUUGCCUAAAAGUGAUGGAUUAAUCGGUCCAACUUUUACAUGUUUAAUAGCCGAUCAGUUUGAGAGACUUCAAGUGGGCGAUAAAUAUUGGUAUGAAUCAGCAAAUCAAUCUGGAUCUUUUAACGAAGAUCAAUUAAAGGAGCUGAGAAAAAUAUCAUUGGCUCGUAUAAUUUGCGAAACAUCAGACAAUAUUACUGAAAUACAGGCUCAAGUUAUGCGAUCUAUUGGACCGAAUAAUCCAAUUAUAUCAUGCGAAGAUAUACCAUCAGUUUCUCUAGAUCCUUGGAAAAUUGAAACGACAAAUUUUACAGAAUCGAGAGGAGAAAUUCCAAGGGAAUUUUGGCUUAGUUUUAAAAAUGAAAUUAACAAAACAAUAAGUGACGUAAUAUCAAAAAUCAUGAUAAAAAAGUCAUCUUCUGGAAGUGAUUCAUUUGAUUGGACUACAUUUGAAAACGACAUAAAUAUUACAUUUAUCGAUUUAAAAAAUAAGUUCACUGCAUUUUAUCCACAAUUAUUUAAAAGCAUAAGUUCAGUAAAGAACAUAACGGCAUCAGCUGGAUUUAAUUAA